Saccostrea cuccullata (small rock oyster) is the source of this 1868-nucleotide messenger RNA. Its product is annotated as zwei Ig domain protein zig-4-like. Gene Ontology annotation, cellular component: plasma membrane; axon. The record is from RefSeq and is a predicted model, not a curated record. Gene Ontology annotation, biological process: axon guidance; dendrite self-avoidance; homophilic cell-cell adhesion. The transcript has 8 exons. Lineage: Eukaryota; Metazoa; Mollusca; Bivalvia; Ostreida; Ostreidae. The coding region runs from base 144 to 950 and encodes 268 amino acids. Gene Ontology annotation, molecular function: cell-cell adhesion mediator activity.
CGAAAGAUUCAGUGACCACGUGUAAAAAAAGCUUUCUCUAGCAUUUAUACCAGGAUUAUUUUUUGCUUUAUUUCUGUGAAAUACUGCUUUGGAAGUUAACACUUUUUUUUUUUAUAUUUUACAUUUUUAGUUGUGUCUAAGGAAUGGGUUUAUCACUAAAUCAAAUUGCAGUUUUCCUUGUUAUUCAACUGUCCAUCUCAUGUGCUUGGGCAAGGGUGCUGAGGUUACCCAGACCUGAUAGUCAAGGGCUUUUCUUCAAAGAGAGACUGCCAGAAAUCACGACAGUGUUCAAACACGAAAGCAUUGUUUUAACGUGUAAAGUUGGGGGAACAGAACCUACAAUUCACUGGUUAAAAAAUGGAAUAAGAAUCCAGCAGGGUUCCGGACAUGACUAUCGAGACGAUCAAACACAAUUCGAGGAUAACGGGUCAGCUUUCGGGAAGUCUUUUACUACGUCCAAGUUAUUUUUAGACUGCGUGGACGACGAGGAUGAAGACAUCUAUACUUGUGUUGGGCAAACCCCCACCUCAAGAAUUUCCCAAGAUACCAAUCUUGUCCUAAAACGUUCUGUUGAUGAUUUUUUAAACGUACCAGAGGAUGGGACUGGUGAAUUUUCAAGUAGAAAAUGCCUUGAAAGAGACACAGAAGCUAGAAUAUACCAGUUUACCACUCUGCGCAUGGAAACGAUGGGAGAGCCAGCACAAUUGUACUGCCGGGCUGAAGGAAGUCCCGCGCCGCAAGUCAGCUGGGUGGAUAAACACGGACAGGAAAUUCCUACGGAAAAUGAUAAAUACAAGAUCUUAGAAAAUGGUGAUUUGUUGAUUAAACGACUUACGUGGAGCCAAAUGGGCAACUAUGAAUGUCGGGCGUCAAACAGAAAAGGGGAAGAUUCACAAAAAAUAUUCAUCUAUCCACUGAAAAAUUCAAGAAGAAGUCGUAAUAACUUAUAGGACCAUAAUUUUUCUCUGGAACCUAAAGGACCGGAAUUUCUGUCUCGUUUUUCUAUUAAAAUACUCGUUGUGGCUUCGAUCAGGAGUUUAAACUUUGACAGGGUGUAUAUGCUUAUUUGCAUAAUGACGCAAAAAAUCUUUUUUCGCUUUACAACCAUAGGACACGAACAUAUUAUAUGAUGGAUAAUAGGAAACGAGAAAAAUAUGCCGUAAAAUAACUGGAGCUAUUUCAGUACUUGGAACCUUUCAAUUUUACGACAUUCUUGGACCGUCGUGAUUGAAUUUUUCCCAUGAACCCCCUGACCGGAAGUACGCCAUAUCAUUUUCGAUGAGAGUGACAUCGAAGACAUCACGCCUGCUCCUCUUAUGACGCCAUGAAAAAGCCACUAUAGUGAACAAAGACUUAUUUAUUAUUUAUUUUUUGAAUAUUUUGUGCAAUGAUGAUUUUGUUGUUAUUGUUGAGUACUAUUGUUAUUUUCAUUUUUUAUCAUUUUAAUCCACAUCGCAGUAGGUAGGAAUGUGUGUAUCUAAUGCCUGGUGCUUGAUUUCGAUAGGCAUUUCUGCAGCGAGUGCGGGGUUAUGAGUGCUACUGAAAAUCCUCAAUGCUACAAUAUUGAUUUUGACACAAAAUAAUUGUCAAAUUUUUGUUCACAAAUAUUAUACAUUAUAGGACCAAAAUGUCAACCAAAGUUUUUACCUGACCAAAUCUUGUUCAGAGUCCGUGUAUGAGUGUAUCAUUCAUUAUUUUUCUUCAUCUAUUUAUUAUCAUACUUUUCAUAAGGUGCCAGUCUUGUCACACAAAUGUAAGAUAUUAUAUUUUUGGUUUUAUUUUAUUGAUUAUUUAUUUUUUUGCAGAAAUGCAAUUUGUGCUCAAAUAAAAAAUGUUUAUGGUUAAUAAAGAAACCGUAAAACAAAGAA